CAGACCCUUACUCGACCCCACUAGGAAAAAUGGAGGAAAACGGCAACAGAGCCGAUGCCAAACGCUCUCUAGCAAUCGCCGAGAAGCUUCUCCGAGGCCGUCAUUUGAAAGACUCAAGAGACGCAGCAGUCAUCGCCCAACAAAACGAUCCGCUCCUGGAAGGGCCAGAUCAGAUCCUAGCCGUCAUCCACGUCCUUAUCGCCGCCGCAAAAAGAAUAAACGACCAACGUGAUUGGUACUCCAUCUUGCAAGUCGAUUGCCGUUCCCAGGACAAAGAUCUCAUCAAGAAACAGUAUCAUCGCCUAGCUCUCCUUCUUGACCCCGAAACGAACGAUUUCCCUUUCGCCAAUAAUGCCUUCAAGCUCGUAACCGAUGCAUGGUCCAUUUUAUCUAACAGCUCCAAGAAAUCUCUUUACGACAAGGAAUUGGAGUCUUGUAAGCGGACUGAUUCAUGCACCGCCGGCGACCGUUCGAAUAAAGCCGGGGAAUCGACGGUCACGAGAGGAGCGCAAAAUCAGGAGCAUAAGCAAAAACGCAUGCCGAAUUCGGAGCUGCGAAAUGAGAAACAAAGGCAACGAAUGUCGACAUUUUGGACAGCGUGUCCGUACUGUUAUAGGUUGUUUGAAUAUCCUAGGAUUUACGAAGGUUGUUGUUUAAGGUGCCAGAAUUGCGACAGGGCUUUCCAUGGUGUUCUGAUCCCGACUCUGCCGCCAGUGGUCCCAGAAAAAGAAUCUUAUUACUGUACCUGGGCGUUUUUUCCGUUAUUGUCUGGUGAUCAAGAGAAUCGAAUGGAAGCUCCUCCGGGGUUUUCCGAAAAGCGGCGAGAGAGUGAAAGAAAAGGGGGUAACGUGGAUUCGCUGCCGCAGGCAGCUGCUCCAACAACCACCACAAAAAAGGCGUUUUCUCCGUCCGGUGGUCAAGAGAGUCGAAUAAAACCUCCUCCUGGGUUUCCAGUAAAGAGGCGAGAGAGUGAAAGAGAUGGUAGUACUGUGGCUACGCCGCCGCAGGCAGCUGCUCCUACGACUACCACGGAUAAGGCAUCCAAAAGGAGAGACAAUGUGGCGGGGAGUUCGGGUUGGAAGAAAGGGAUUCCAAUUUGGAAUCCGCUGUGAGAUUUCCUAGUUAAUGGAUUAUGGGGGUUUUUUGGCGUACGUUUAUAGCAACCUGACCAUAAUGCAGGAGCUUUUCCAUCAUAUGGGGUGGAUUUUGAUGAACGAACAAGAACGUACAACGUCGAGGCUGAAAUUCGGUGGGAGAAUGUAUGGGUAUUGUAGUUGUUGUUGCUAACCGUUUUGUGUGUAGAUAUUAGAUUGUAGCGCAACAGUAGUAUGUAAAGUUAUGAUAUAUAUGCAAUGUAGGGUCGGCAAGUUCUUGCACCAUUGGUUUUGAGAAAUUUUUCUUGUUUGUGUUUGAUUGAAUUGGUGCAUCUUCUUGUAGGAAAAUAUGGUUAAAAUCCAUCAAUGUUGUAGGUAAACUUUUUCUGAAUUGUGAAUCGAAAUAUCAGUUCAUUCCUUGUUUCA
This is a messenger RNA of Hibiscus syriacus, 1520 nucleotides long. RefSeq lists its product as uncharacterized. Lineage: Eukaryota; Viridiplantae; Streptophyta; Magnoliopsida; Malvales; Malvaceae. The transcript has a single exon. The coding region runs from base 30 to 1112 and encodes 360 amino acids. The record is from RefSeq and is a predicted model, not a curated record.